This is a messenger RNA of Hemiscyllium ocellatum (epaulette shark), 2311 nucleotides long. RefSeq names its product SDA1 domain containing 1 (gene sdad1). Gene Ontology annotation, cellular component: nucleolus. Lineage: Eukaryota; Metazoa; Chordata; Chondrichthyes; Orectolobiformes; Hemiscylliidae. The record is from RefSeq and is a predicted model, not a curated record. The coding region runs from base 72 to 2129 and encodes 685 amino acids. Gene Ontology annotation, biological process: ribosomal large subunit export from nucleus; ribosomal large subunit biogenesis. The transcript is spliced from 21 exons.
GAGCGCCGGGGUUCCGGGGAAGAGGGCCACGUGGUGUGUGAGAAUCGAACGUCCCGGUUGUCCGUGGAACCAUGUCCGCGAGAAACAACAAUAGGUUGCCUAGUAACUUACCGCAGCUGCAGAACCUGAUUAAGAGGGACCCGAGCUCUUACACAGAGGAGUUCACACAGCAGUAUCAUCACUACCAGUCUAAUGUGCGGAUUUUCAGACUGCAGCCAGACAAACCAAGUAAAGAACUCUCUGACCUGGUGAUGUUUCUGGCACAAGUUGCUCACUGUUACCCAACGGAACUUGCUGACUUUGCCCAGGAAUUGAAAGACCUCCUUUUCUCCCACCACACAAUUCUGGAUCCAGACUUGCGAAUGACGUUCUGUAAAGCUUUGAUUUUGUUGAGAAAUAAGAACCUCCUGAAUCCCACAAAUUUGCUCGAGUUGUUCUUUGAGCUCCUGAGGUGCCAUGACAAACUCCUGCGAAAGACCCUGUACAUGCAUAUCGUGACUGAUGUUAAGAAUAUCAAUGCCAAACACAAAAACAACAAAAUGAACACAAUUUUGCAAAACUUCAUGUACACCAUGUUGAGGGACAGCAACCCCAUAGCAGCCAAGAUGUCCCUGGAUGUAAUGAUAGAAUUGUACAAAAGAAAUAUCUGGAAUGAUGCAAAAACUGUGAAUGUCAUUACAACGGCUUGCUUCUCAAAAGUGACCAAGAUUUUAGUUGGAGCUCUGAAAUUCUUUCUGGGUAAAGACGAAGACGAGAAGAAUGAGAGCGAUUCAGAAUCAGAGGAUGAAGGUCCAACAACACGAGAUAUAGCCAUAAAAUAUUCCACAGCAAAGAAAACUACAAAAAACAAAAAGAAACUGGAAAAGGCUAUGAAAGUCCUAAAAAAACAUAAAAGGAAGAAUAAGGCAGAAGUAUUUAAUUUUUCAGCUAUUCAUCUGAUUCAUGAUCCACAAGGUUUUGCAGAAAAACUUUUCAAACAGUUAGAAGAUUCUAAGGAAAGAUUCGAAGUUAAGAUGAUGUUGAUGGAUCUAGUAUCAAGAUUAAUUGGGAUCCAUGAGUUAUUCCUGUUUAACUUCUACCCAUUCAUACAACGUUUUCUUCAACCACAUCAAAGAGAUGUGACCAAAAUCCUUCUCUAUGCAGCACAAGCCAGUCAUCAGCUUGUUCCACCAGAGAUUAUCCAAACAAUGGUGAUGACGAUAGCAAACAACUUUGUUACAGAUCGAAAUUCUGGUGAAGUUAUGACAGUUGGGAUUAACACCAUCAAAGAAGUAAGUGCGCGAUGUCCACUUGCCAUCACAGAAGAUCUGCUCCAGGACCUUGCUCAGUACAAGACACACAAAGAUAAAAAUGUAAUGAUGUCAGCCAGAUCCUUGAUUCACCUUUUCAGAACAAUGAACCCUCAGAUGUUGCACAAGAAAGACAGGGGCAAACCUACAGAAGCCUCAAGGGAAGCCAAAUGCCAUGAAUAUGGUGAACUAGAUGCGAAAGACUACAUUCCUGGUGCAGAAGUGCUGGAAGAGGAAGGUGAAGGAGAUGAUGAUGGAUGGGAGAGUGCAAGUUCAGAUGAGGAGGGUGAUGAUGAAGAUGAGGAAGGGUGGAUUGAUGUUCAUCAUUCUUCAGAUGAAGAGCAGCAGAAAAAGAUGGCCGAGAAGAUGAGUUGUCUACCUCCAGAAGCACGGAAAGUCAAAGCUGCAAUCAUCAGUGCCAGCCGAGUACUAACACAGGAAGAUUUUAAGAAAAUCCGUCUGGCCCAAAUCGCUAAAGAAAUUGAUGCUGCCCCAGGCAAAAGUCAAAAAAGAAAAAUUGAUGAGGAUGACAGUGAUGAAAGCGGAGGAGAGCAGCUUUCACUGCGAAAUAUAGAACGUCUCCAUAAAAAACCUAAAUCAGACAAAGAAACUCGAUUAGCAACAGCAAAGGCAGGAAGAUCUGAGAGAAAUGAAUACGUGAGAAAAAGAAUCAAGUUGAAUCCUUAUGCAAGCACAACCAACCAGGAUAAGAAAAAGAAGAAGAACUUUAUGAUGAUGAGAUACAGUCGUAAUGUGAGAUCAAAAGGCAAACGGUCGUUCAGGGAAAAGCAGAUUGCUCUGCGGGAUGCUCUCUUGAAGCGAAAAAAACACUCGAAAUGAAUCCAGAAAAUUUAGGACACUUCCGGAAUUGUAUUAUUUCCAAUCAAAAUAUACAUGUUACAACGGAAACAAAAUCUCUCACGAUGGAGAAUAAUUCUGAAGCCUUGAAUAUAUUCUGUUUCUUAAUACAGAAUUUUUGUACUAUAAUUGAUCUGUAAAAUAAAAUAACUUUAAAAUCACAA